CCGGAUUCGCCAGUUGGCCAGUAACGGUUGGCGCGUCGAACCAACACCAGGCACCAAGCAAGCGGCUCUCUGGCUAGAUUCAAACUAGAGAUAGUGUGCUGUUUAAGUAAAAGUGCAGUUCUAACUUGAUUAAGUUUGUUCUGUUUUUGGUGGUCCGGCAGUGACAGUGGACAAACAGCAGAUAUUUAUUUGUGUGGUUUUAACUUCAUUUGGCGAGGAAACAGGAACGAAAGCUUUUAGUUUUUGUUCCCCUGUAACUGGAUUACGAUAUCGCGAGUUGAUUAAACGCAGCCUACCCCAGACACAUAGUGAAAACCAGUGAGAAAAUCCAGAAAGUAAACAAAGCCAAAUUAAAUCAAAUUGGAAUUUUUGGCCGAGUUAAGGAUUCAGGAAGUGAAAAAAAGAAUAAAAAUGACUAGUGAUGGGAUGACUGUCAGAGUGAAAACUAUCCUCGUGAUCGCGAUGGUACUGUGCUGUUUUGAUUUUGUUAAAGGAGGCUGCCUCAGCUACGGCCACUCCUGCUGGGGAGCCCACGGCAAACGGUCCGGUCCGCCGCUAGCGAGACGACCCCUUCCGAGAACCAUUCCGGCCGGUCCGAUCGGACCUCCGGACGGUUGGAGUGCGCUCGAACGGAUGAAGCCACCGGAAGCUGGGUCUUUCGUUGCCGGAAGCAAGGCCUACUACCCACCGUUGGGACGGUUAUUCCAGUUCCCACCGGCAGCUGUGCUAGACUUGCUGGGAUCCAGCGAAAAUGAUAUUGACUCCACCGAGCCCGAGGACACCGACUAUGGUGGACCGCAGCCAAACCGCAACGUGAUGUCCCUCGGAGACCGUUUCCAGCGGCUCCAGCGGGAACAGCGUCGCAAGGCGGCCCUUUACGAAACCGCAAGCUCCGGAACAGACACCAGCAGCAGUGGCAACAGCAGCAGCGGCAACGCGGACGAUGCCAACGACAUUGGCCAGGCUCUGGUGGAUGAGGCCAAAAACUCCGAAGAUAUGACGGAAAAGGACGUAAACUUUGGACGACUUUUGAACGGCAACCACCGCCACCGGAAGUACGACCGGGCGUAAACUGGACAAUUCUCGGCAAACUCUAGAAAGGUUGGAGCAGUUGGUCAUAUCCUGGACUGAUUGAAGAGCUGACUUGAAACUAAACUUUCAACAAGUUUGGUUUUGAAUCGUGGAAGCUACCUUACUUUAGUCCAAAAUGUGAUCACUUACCCUACCAACUGCAACGGUUAAAAUGCAUCAUUGGGAUUAAAUUGGAACAAGUUUGAAGAUUUUUUUUGUUACGUCUCGUACAUUAUGCUAAGAAAGAUAAACUCUCGAGUCGCGGUUAGAAUCACACGUGCCCGACAUAACGCAUUGCAAACUAUUUAAUGGGCAAUUUGGAUUACCACAGCAGCGCGAACUCUGCCCGUCUGCUUGGCUGGGAGUUGGGCAGAAUUCGCACAAAUCGCGUGAUGACACGAGGACGACUCAGGAUCGAAAUGACUCUCUCUUCAAAAUGUUCAAAUUCUUAAGCAGUAUUAAAAGCUGAAAUUUGUUGGAGACAUAAUCGAUUUACCACAAAAAAAAAUAACACUUUGGGGGCUAGUUACUAUAUCGAUAA
This is a messenger RNA of Culex pipiens pallens (northern house mosquito), 1612 nucleotides long. RefSeq lists its product as uncharacterized. Lineage: Eukaryota; Metazoa; Arthropoda; Insecta; Diptera; Culicidae. The transcript has 4 exons. Bases 412 to 1071 code for a protein of 219 amino acids. The record is from RefSeq and is a predicted model, not a curated record.